Messenger RNA from Heteronotia binoei (common prickly gecko), 3217 nucleotides. RefSeq names its product plexin domain containing 2 (gene PLXDC2). The record is from RefSeq and is a predicted model, not a curated record. The coding region runs from base 347 to 1936 and encodes 529 amino acids. The transcript has 14 exons. NCBI's taxonomy places the organism in Eukaryota, Metazoa, Chordata, Lepidosauria, Squamata, Gekkonidae.
AACGUGAGAAGUCUGCUCGCGCGGGCUCUUCCAGUUCGCUCCUUUGCACUUUGGAAGACUUUGGCGUCUCCUGCCGAAUUCACACGCACCGCCGUUCCGGUUGUUAUGCUGUUGGACUAAGAUCGCCUUUUUGGCCGCGCGGACUGGAAAAAGAACACAACCGGGAGUGGCGCCUCUCCCUUUCUUUCAAUGAAAUCGGAUCGGAAUAAAAAGUGACUUUCCUCCACCCAGGAUUUAGGGGGAGGGAGGGAGGGAGGGAGGGAGAGGGGCUCGCGAGUGUCCUGCGCCCCGAAGCCGCGUGCAGAGGCGACGCGCGAGAACCAGAAAGGGGAGCUCAGGAGGCGCCAUGGCGAGAUUCCGGGGUGUCGACUUGGCGGCCGGCGUGCUUUUACUUUUGCAGUGUUUUGCUGACCGGUGGCAGCUCAUCGCAGCCUUUAAGCCGAAACAAAUGCAGGGCUCAUUUUAUGAAAUGGUUCAGAGCUUCCCACAAGUGGAGGAGAAUGUACAUGUGGAUUUCUACACGUAUAACCACAGAUGGAAACGGCGUUCAGAGUCUCUCAAGCCAGUGGACACCAACAGAGCCAGUAUGGGGCAGGACUCCUCAGAACCUGGAGGUUUCACAGAUCUGCUGCUUGAUGACACUCAUGACAAUGCUACACAGAUUGAGGAAGAUAUGGAUCACAAUUACUACACUUCUAGGACCUACGGCCCUUUUGAUUCUACCAGCCGAGAUCUGUGGGUGAACAUAGACCAAAUGGAAAAAGAUAAAGUGAAGAUCCAUGGGAUCCUGUCCAACACACAUCGACAAGCAGCAAGAGUGAAUCUGUCCUUCGAUUUUCCAUUUUAUGGUCAUUUCCUACGUGAAAUUACAGUGGCAACUGGGGGCUUUAUAUAUACAGGAGAGGUUGUGCAUCGAAUGCUAACGGCUACACAGUAUAUCGCUCCCUUGAUGGCCAACUUUGACCCUAGUGUUUCAAGAAAUUCAACUGUCAGAUAUUUUGAUAAUGGUACUGCACUGGUAGUCCAGUGGGAUCAUGUACAUCUACAGGACAAUUUCAACCUGGGCAGCUUCACAUUUCAGGCAACACUUCUCAAUGAUGGGCGUAUAAUUUUUGGCUAUAAAGAGAUUCCUGUAUCAGUAACACAGAUAAGCUCAACCAAUCACCCUGUGAAAGUAGGGCUGUCAGAUGCAUUUGUGGUAGUCCAUAGGAUCCAGCAAAUUCCCAAUGUCCGUAGAAGGACAAUAUACGAGUACCACCGAGUGGAACUUCAGAUGUCAAAGGUCACCAAUCUGUCAGCUGUUGAGAUGAUUCCUCUGCCUACCUGUCUCCAGUUUGAAAGCUGUGGUCCCUGUGUUAUGUCCCAGAUUGGCUUCAACUGCAGCUGGUGUAAUAAGCUCCAAAGGUGUUCCAGUGGAUUUGAUCGUCACCGGCAAGACUGGGUUGACAAUGGCUGUCCUGAAGAGUCGAAAGAUAAGAUUUGUGAGAAGAAUGUAGACACAACUGAAAUGCCUUCUCACACCACUGUUGCUAUACAGCAAACUACAAUGAGAUUCAGGGUUUUAACUACUACCAAAGGAGUGACAACAUCACAUCUGCCAACUAGCCUGCCCACAGAAGAUGAUACCAAGAUAGCUCUACACCUAAAAGAUAAUGGAGCCUCCACAGAUGACAGCGCAGCAGAGAAGAAAGGUGGAAGUCUUCAUGCUGGCUUAAUUGUUGGAAUUUUCAUCUUGGUCCUGAUUGUGGCAGCUGCUAUACUUGUGACGGUUUACAUGUACCACCAUCCAACAUCAGCAGCCAGUCUCUUCUUUAUUGAGCGUCGUCCAAGUAGAUGGCCUGCAAUGAAAUUUCGAAGAGGCUCUGGCCAUCCUGCAUAUGCUGAAGUGGAACCAGUCGGGGAGAAAGAAGGCUUUAUUGUAUCAGAGCAAUGCUAGGAUUUCUGUGGCAGAUCACCAGUACUGGCCUACAGGUGUAAGACAUUUCAUCUGCCUCUUACUUAAAGGAAAGGAAACCUAAACUGCUGUAACCUGAGAAAGACAGAACAGAAUUCUGGGUAAACUUUCUCCAAGGGAAAAAAAAAGAAGUCCAUGGGAUCCCUGAUCAUCCUUGCCCAGAGCAAGAUGGUGUAAAAUAUUUCAUUCGCGCAACUCAGAAAUCCCUACAAUCUAAGAAUAUGGACACAAUGGCCAUGCAUUUGGUUUCAGUGUAAGACUAAUCAAGGAAAUGUAUACAAAGCUUUAGCUCAGAAAAGUGCUUCCCUGUUUGAUCCAGUUCUCUGGUGUUUUUAAGGGUCACAAAUGGUUGCCCUUUUCAUGCCCAGAGGCAAUGAUCCCCAUUGACAAGGCUACUGACAAGAACUGUCUGAUGCACAUAACAUAGCUAAGCAAUUUUCUAUACUUCUACAAGUAAUACAGACUUGGGUUUUUCUUUUCGUUCCAUUCCAUAAACAUGAUAUAUAUCUUGAAAUAGCAGAGUGUUUCUUGUAUUCUGUAGGAUUAUACACUGUGAUUUUUUUCACAACUAUACUAUUUGACAAAGCACUAGAGAGUUUUCUUUUUUAAAAAAAAGCAAGAAGGUUUUCACUAUGGUGAAAUUGGGCUGUCCAACUGGAGUAUAUAGUGAAAUUGGGCUAAUAUUCAGUUUCAAUGUUCACAAAAAAUGAGAUUUUCAGCUACAAUCCUAUAUAUAGUCACUUAGGAGUAAGUCCUGUUGAAUUCAGUGGCCCUUGCUCCUAAAUAGCCAUGCACAGGAUUUGGCUGUAAGUUUCAGUGAUAUUGUUUACACUUCUAAAUGAUGAGUUUGAACCAGAAGUUGAGGGUGUUUCUAGCUGAUGGUGGAAAAAAUAGCCACAGGGCACAUGUGGUUGGAUGAGGUAAUGUUACCAUUGAUAUAUGUCGCCAUUGUUUUAUCACAGGUGGCUGAAGGGCAACAUUUUAGCUCCAAUCCACCUUUUUCAUGUUAAACGUGUUGCAAAUCCAUGCAGAUUCAUAUAGUAAUAUUGUUUAAUGCACAUAGUAGCUGCAUAAAUAUAUAAAUAAAUAUAUAUAAAUAUAAAUAUAUUAUUUUUAUAGCUAACACAAGGCAGGCUCUUGUGACUGUUAAAGAGUGCAUUUUCACCAUCCAGACGAUGGAAAUAGAUUGCAUUGUUGCAUAUUUCCAUGGAGCUGUAAAAUAAUCCUUAAUAUUAAAAUAAAUUUUUAUGUUGUGUAGGGAAA